Dichomitus squalens LYAD-421 SS1 is the source of this 2457-nucleotide messenger RNA. RefSeq lists its product as uncharacterized. The record is from RefSeq and is a predicted model, not a curated record. Gene Ontology annotation, biological process: protein import into nucleus; positive regulation of DNA-templated transcription; mRNA export from nucleus. The coding region runs from base 76 to 2247 and encodes 723 amino acids. Gene Ontology annotation, cellular component: nuclear pore outer ring. Gene Ontology annotation, molecular function: structural constituent of nuclear pore. The transcript has 11 exons. NCBI's taxonomy places the organism in Eukaryota, Fungi, Basidiomycota, Agaricomycetes, Polyporales, Polyporaceae.
GCCGUCCCUGCUCAUGCAUCUCUGAGACUGGAUCAUACCUCGCACAAUCUCCAAGAGUCACUGAGCGGUCCGAAGAUGGUUACAGCAAAGCAAACAGCACACCUUGUUCCACCGCUGUUCAAACAAGGUGCCGCAGACGAUUUUAGACAGUCAGGGAGGACAUUAUCGUUCACCCUUUCCCCGAGGGACCUACAGAUAUCUGUGUUUGCAUCCCCAAAUGUUCUCCGUUCUCAAGGCAUUGUGUCACCCGGCAGCCAGCAAAUAUUUUUAGCGAGUCUGCAACAGGCACCUCUAUCUGAACGAAGAGUCUUCGUCACAGAUAUGUCAGUCAUUUUCGCUGCAGUCCAAAACCUGCUCAAGGCCUCCCGUGCGAGGGAUACUCAAUUGCUGCAGAGCGAGGACGUCAUGCAAGCCCUUAACAAGCUGGCCAAUGACUACGUGAACUUCUGCAAGGAGUGUUGCAUGUAUGCCUCGCGCGAUAUCUCUCGUCCGGAACCCCUUCAAUUUGAUGCCGAACACUACCGCAAGCUGUACACCUGCUUCUCCCUCUUCUCCGUCUUAUAUCUCCCGGAGCCUGGUUUUGAAGACGUGCCUAUCGGAGACGAGCUAAUGGAGUGGCUGAAUACACAUUUCAUCGAACCCUCCACGCAAGAGGGUGACGACCUCAGUAGCCAGGAGCGUCCGUGGGAGGACCCCGGCUUCUGGUCAUACCUCACGAGGACGUCGUUGCGAGGCUUGUCGAAGGCAUCCGCCUUUUUCUUGGAUGUGCUCGGCAAACACCCAUCGACAUACCUGCAGGGCCUCGCCCAGCAACUCUCCCCGCUCCUGACCAACCAUCCCCGCCUUCACCACUUCGAUGCCGAACGUGACUUCGCUGUCGCCUCGCGUCGAUGGAAAGAUAAGGUGAAAACUCUGCGUAUAGAGUUGGACCGCGUCCCUGACAGUGAAAGGGAGGACGAUUUCGAGAACUGGUGGGACCGGUUCAGCGAUAUCGUUGGCAUUCUUGAGGGUCGCAGUGAAGUGAUCAAGAAGGUGUGCACAGAGCUUGGCGCUGACUGGAAGGAGGUGUGCGCGGCUUGGGGUAUCUUCGUCGACACUCGACUACGGAGACAGGACCUUCCCGAUAUCGUGGCUCAGAUUUUGGAUGAAAUGCCUCCAGAUCCGACGGACAGGGAAGACACGAUUCACUCCUUACUCUUCCUCGGCAGACCCACGCAGGCAUUGUCGGAGGCUGCACAGUUGGACGUUUGGCUCGCGGCGCACCUUGCAGAUCUCAUGGAACCCAUCGAGCUCAUUGACGCCGAUCCCGACGACUCUGAACUUACCCUCCGCCAACAUUAUAUCCUUGCCUACGCCGAAUCCCUUCGUGCAGACCCAGCUUUAUGGCGCAUCACUGUUGACUAUAUGUACUCAUGCGGCGAGAUUGGGAGGGAAAUGGGAGACCAGGUUCUCAUGCGGGUCCCUCUUCGCUUGGAGCUGCCGGAAGACGCUGCCGCCGCCGGGGAGGAGGCGACCCGCAUCCGAAGCGGGCAGCUUGUGGGCGUCUUGAAGGACGUCAACGAAGCAUGCUUUGAGUAUCAGAGAGAGGAGAUUCGUCGCUCAGUGUGCAAGAUUGCGGCUCAGACGUUCAUCCGAGAAAAAGAGUACGGCCUCGCCAUCUCCUACAUCACAUCGGCCGAGGAUUGGCCUGGACUAGGGCGCAUUGUGGACUUGGUACUAGAGGAAUACAUUGCACAAGGUGCCGCAAAAUUUGCUCACCUUGUUGCCAACAUCGCCCCCUCCCUCCACAACUUCGGCGCGGAUUCUGUGGCCCGACUUCACGCCCCUGCCGUCUUCCAACACCGGCUGAUGUUUGCUGUGCGAUUCGCCGAGUUCCACCAAAGGCGAGGGAACGGCGACUGGCCCGGCGCUGCGGCCGAUGUGGUGUCGAUGUUCCGCGAAGAAACGGCGCCGAAAUCGUGGUGGGCAGUUCUGCUGUGCGACGCCGUUGAACUUCUCCAGUACAACGACCGUAUGCUCUUCGCGUCGAAUGACGCAUGCCUCCUUAUCCAAAAGCUGGAAGAGAUCCAGAUCCGCGUUGGACAGGGAUGUGGGGACGACUACCUUUCGGUACUUUCGAGGAUCGCGCAUGGUGGCGAAAAGCAUGCCCUUCAGAGGCUGCAGACCGUCAGGUUGGCGCUUGCACGGUACUACGCCCGGUGUGGGGCGAUCGGAGUGGGAGGCAGGCCCAGUGGUUGGAACUACUGAACGUGCGUAUCGCAUUGCUAAGUAGGCCUGACGUGUCGUUCCUCGUACUACUCUCCCGGCGCCUCGUUCGCCUGACUGCUUGGUAACUAUGACCGGCCGCUAAUGCCAACAGGCCGUCGAUGCCUUGUACCAGACUCUUUGCCAUUCAGAAACGGUGGGACAAUGACCAUCUAUAGCGUCGGUCGGCAACGAUCGGUGAUAGUGCGGAAU